AUGCCUCGGUUUCGUAUCUUAGACUCAGCUGGGCAAACGGCCCAGGGAAGUCGAAACCAUCAAGAAGACCGCUACAAAUGCAUUCUCCCGGACGAGUUCUCCCCGCCCCAGGGUGCCCAAAUAGCUUAUUUUGCCGUCUAUGAUGGCCACGGAUCCGACGAAGCGUCCGAAUUCGCGCGUCAAAGUCUCCACAGCCGAAUCGCGGACCGCGAGGAGUUCCGCUCCGGAAAGUACGAAGAGGCCAUCGCGUUGGGUCUCAAAGAUAUCGACGAUGAACUGUACGAAAGAUUCCGCGGCGGAAGCGACGAGUCCGCCAUGUGUGGGUGUACGGUUGCGUUGUGUCUACUGGACCUCACGAGCGGGAGUAUUCUGGGGGCGAAUUUGGGCGAUUCGCCGAUUAUUUUGGGGAAGAAGGAUGGAGAUGGAUAUCGUGUUCAACGACUUUCUCAUUCGCACAAACCGUCCGACGCAGACGAGCGCGACCGCAUCUUCGACGCCGGCGGAAAGCUGAACGACAUAACCGGUGAAGACAGACUUGGUGCAAUCAACAUGACGCGCGCCUUAGGCGACCUACAACUCAAGCGACCGCUAAACGAAGCGACGGUCGACAAGGGAUUGGAGAUGGUGUCGGGCCAAUCGGAUUCCCACGACACCGAAGCCGACUUUAUGUCGCGAUUUCCGUUCACGAUGACCAGGAGGCUGUCUCGGUCGAGUAGCAAGCAGAUCCUGAUCCUGGCUAGCGACGGCGUGACGGAUGCGUUGGAGGACGAGAAGCUGAUGACGCUGGUAGGGACGAUGGAGAAGCAGGGCCAUUCGGCGAAGGAUAUCUCGCGCGCGACGAUCGAGUUGGUGGGGAGGGAGAAGCAUAGUGAUAAUUGUACUUGCAUCAUCGUGUUCCUCAGCUGUGAGGAUGAUGAAUGA
Molecule: messenger RNA, 921 nt
Organism: Aspergillus affinis
Lineage: Eukaryota; Fungi; Ascomycota; Eurotiomycetes; Eurotiales; Aspergillaceae
Product: PP2C family serine/threonine-protein phosphatase
Exons: 4
Coding region: 1-921 (306 amino acids)
Biological process (GO): protein dephosphorylation
Molecular function (GO): cation binding; protein serine/threonine phosphatase activity
Source: RefSeq, a predicted model, not a curated record